AAAAGCCGCUGCUCGUCUGAGCCGUUUUAGUCCCUCGAUUUAUAAAAAUAAAAACACGUUAUUGUGUCUGGCUCUGAGGAUUUAAAACCCUGAGCUGUGUGAGGACAUGAAAACCGAGACAUCCAUGGAUGGAGAGACCUCAGAAGCCUGUGUAAAGAAAGAGGAGACGCUGGAGCUGAAUAUCUACAACUAUGGAGACGAUCUCGACAACCCACCUGAAGGUCUCUCCGUUAAAGUGGAAGAUCCUGACGAUAAAGACUAUCUCUACUGUGAAGUUUGCAAAUCCUUCUUCCUCAACAAAUGCGAGGUUCAUGGACCACCCCUCUUCAUUCCCGAUACUCCUGUUCCCAUGGGAGUCCCUGACCGAGCCAGACAAACUCUUCCUCCUGGGCUAGAAAUCCAGAAGUCCAGUAUUCCUGAUGCAGGCCUGGGAGUGUUUAAUAAGGGGGAGACUGUUCCAGUAGGUGCACACUUCGGACCCUGCCAGGGAGAGCUGGUGAACCGAGAGGAAGCCAAGAACAGUGGAGACUCCUCGGUUGUAUACAGGAGCAUGCAGUGUGAAGAAUACAUCGAUGCCAAAAGAGAGACGCAUGUGAAUUGGAUGAGGUAUGUGAAUUGUGCCCGUAAUGAAGAAGAACAGAAUCUUGUGGCAUUUGAGUAUCAAGGGGGAAUUCUGUAUCGUUGCUGUCGAUCCAUUAACCCAGGACAGGAGCUCUUGGUGUGGUAUGAAGAGGAGUACACCAAAGAACUCAGUCCUGCACCUACAGGAACAACCAGACAGCAAGAAGUAAAGAACGCUCUGCUGCAAGUCUUUUCCUGCUCCACAUGCCCUUGUUCCGAUGCAUCUCAAAUUUACCUCGACAAACAUAUCCAGAGAUGCCACGAUGAAGAGGAUGCGAGACUGCGAGAAUCAGGAGAGAUUAAAUAUGAGCUUCAGAUCCCCUCCAAAUGCUCCAGUCGUCAGCCGACAUCAACUGAUAUCCAUUCUGAUACUUCCCAUAAUGAUAUACAGAAGGAAAUUCACCACUGCUCAGAUUGUGAAAAGAGUUUUAGUUAUCAGAAUGCACUCAAAACACAACAGCGCAUUCACACAGGAGAGAAGCCGUAUCACUGCUCACAGUGUGGAAAGAGUUUUACUGAACAGAGUGCUCUCCAACAACACCAGCGCAUUCACACAGGAGAGAAGCCGUAUCACUGCUCACAGUGUGGGAAGAGUUUUACUCAUCAGAGUACUCUCCGACGACACCAGCGCAUUCACACAGGAGAGGAGCCGUAUCACUGCUCACAGUGUGGAAAGAGUUUUACUGAACAGAGAACUCUCCAAAAACACCAGCGCAUUCACACAGGAGAGAAGCCAUAUCACUGCUCACAGUGUGGAAAGAGUUUUACUCAGCAGAGUAAUCUCCAAAAACACCAGCGCAUUCACACAGGAGAGAAGCCGUAUCACUGCUCACAGUGUGGGAAGAGUUUUACUCAUCAGAGUGCUCUCCAAACACACCAGUGCAUUCACACAGGAGAGAAGCCGUAUCACUGCUCACAGUGUGGGAAGAGUUUUACUCAUCAGAGUGCUCUCCAAAAACACCGGCGCAUUCACACAGGAGAGAAGCCGUAUCACUGCUCACAGUGUGGGAAGAGUUUUACUCAGCAGAGUGCUCUCCAAACACACCAGCGCAUUCACACAGGAGAGAAGCCAUAUCACUGCUCACAGUGUGGGAAGAGUUUUACUCAUCAGAGUGCUCUCCAAACACACCAGCGCAUUCACACAGGAGAGAAGCCAUAUCACUGCUCACAGUGUGGGAAGAGUUUUACUCAUCAGAGUGCUCUCCAAACACACCAGCACAUUCACACAGGAGAGAAGCCGUAUCACUGCUCACAGUGUGGGAAGAGUUUUACUCAGCAGAGUACUCUCCAACGACACCAGCGCAUUCACACAGGAGAGAAGCCUUAUCACUGCUCACAGUGUGGGAAGAGUUUUACUGAACAGAGUGCUCUCCAAAAACACCAGCGCAUUCACACAGGAGAGAAGCCAUAUCACUGCUCACAGUGUGGGAAGAGUUUUACUCAUCAGAGUGCUCUCCAAACACACCAGCGCAUUCACACAGGAGAGAAGCCUUAUCACUGCUCACAGUGUGGGAAGAGUUUUACUGAACAGAGUGCUCUCCAAAAACACCAGCGCAUUCACACAGGAGAGAAGCCGUAUCACUGCUCACAGUUUGGAAAGAGUUUUGCUCGUCAGAGUACUCUCCGACACCAGCGCAUUCACACAGGAGAGAAGCCGUAUCACUGCUCACAUUGUGGGAAGAGUUUUAUUGAACAGAGUGCUCUCCAAAUACACCAGCGCAUUCACACAGGAGAAAAGCCGUAUCACUGCUCACAGUGUGGGAAAAGUUUUACUCAGCAGAGUGCUCUCCAAACACACCAGUGCAUUCACACAGGAGAGAAGCCGUAUCACUGCUCACAGUGUGGGAAGAGUUUUACUCAGCAGAGUGCUCUCCAACGACACCAGCGCAUUCACACAGGAGAGAAGCCGUAUCACUGCUCACAGUGUGGGAAGAGUUUUACUCAGCAGAGUAAUCUCCAACGACACCAGCGCAUUCACACAGGAGAGAAGCUGUAUCACUGCUCACAGUGUGGAAAGAGUUUUACUCGUCAGAGUACUCUCCAACGACACCAGCGCAUUCACACAGGAGAGAAGCCGUAUCACUGCUCACAGUGUGGGAAGAGUUUUACUGAACAGAGUGCUCUCCAAAUACACCAGCGCAUUCACACAGGAGAGAAGCCAUAUCACUGCUCACAGUGUGGAAAGAGUUUUACUCAGCAGAGUAAUCUCCAAAAACACCAGCGCAUUCACACAGGAGAGAAGCCGUAUCACUGCUCACAGUGUGGGAAGAGUUUUACUCAUCAGAGUGCUCUCCAAACACACCAGUGCAUUCACACAGGAGAGAAGCCCUAUCACUGCACACAGUGUGGGAAGAGUUUUACUCAGCAGAGUAAUCUCCAAAAACACCAGCGCAUUCACACAGGAGAGAAGCCGUAUCACUGCUCACAGUGUGGGAAGAGUUUUACUCAUCAGAGUGCUCUCCAACGACACCAGCGCAUUCACGUAGGACAGAAGCCGUAUAACUGAUCAUGGUGUGGAAAGAUGUUUGCUUAUUUAGUUGCAUUUAAGACCUUCAGGUGCACUAACUGGGAGACAUUGCAUAAUUUAAAGUUGUCAAAUUAAAUAUGGUUAUUACAGUUUUGACUGAAAAUGACCUGUACUUUGAACUUUAUUCAUGUUACACUGGUCAGCAAUUUUUCAAAAGUUGUCUGCAUCAGCGAUGAAAUUGUCUAUUAUGAAAUUUGGUGUGUUGAAUUAGAAGUGACAGUUAAUCAGCUGAUUGGCUGUGGCUUCCAAGAUAUUUAAGAUUUUAGAUUUUAUACUUAUGUACAUUGUGUAGAUCGUAAUGUUUUAAGUAUAAAUUGUAAAACUAGGUCUCGUGUGUUUAUGGUUGGUUUACAUGAUAUUUCACCUGUUCUCUUUAUGUAAC
Molecule: messenger RNA, 3530 nt
Organism: Neoarius graeffei (lesser salmon catfish)
Lineage: Eukaryota; Metazoa; Chordata; Actinopteri; Siluriformes; Ariidae
Product: zinc finger protein 271-like
Exons: 6
Coding region: 107-3127 (1006 amino acids)
Biological process (GO): regulation of cytokine production; negative regulation of transcription by RNA polymerase II; regulation of immune system process
Molecular function (GO): histone methyltransferase activity; protein binding
Source: RefSeq, a predicted model, not a curated record